AUGGUGAACGAUGAAGGAAAGUUCACAGAAAAAAAAACUUCGAGACUCUGUAGUAAUAAAAAGUCUCACGAAUUUUAUCAUCGGGAAAAAGUUAAAGUAGUUGAUUAUAUUGGCAUCAAAGAUUCUCAUCUUCGUUCCAUUUUAUGUCCUCGAGCUACAGAUUUAUUCGCCCAUUCAUUUCAUCUAAUUAACUCAAUUGGUCUUGAUAAGUUUUAUCAGAUGGAUAGAAAAUCCUAA
Clunio marinus is the source of this 237-nucleotide messenger RNA. The record is from the annotation of a GenBank genome assembly. Lineage: Eukaryota; Metazoa; Arthropoda; Insecta; Diptera; Chironomidae.